This is a messenger RNA of Linum trigynum, 5513 nucleotides long. The record is from the annotation of a GenBank genome assembly. NCBI's taxonomy places the organism in Eukaryota, Viridiplantae, Streptophyta, Magnoliopsida, Malpighiales, Linaceae.
GUAGAAUACACCGUUUGGUAUGUGUGAUUGUGUAUGUCGCAUCAGCUGAAAGCUGAGACAAAACAAUCUCAACUCAACUAUCUCAACAAUCACAACUAAAAGUUGAGAUAUAACAAGUACUCAAAAUGAGUGAUAGUUUCUGUCACAUCACAGAAUGUAUUGUUUCUGCUAAAAAAAAUUAUGCAUUGUAAACAAUACAUACCUAAUGACAAUCUCAACAAAACUAUCGCAACUUCCAAACUGACCCCUUAACUACUUCCCCGUUCCCACUUUUUUGUUCCAUCACGGCUCUCCACGUGUUCAAAUCGCUUCCGCCCACCAACGCAAAAGCAAAGAAGAAACAACCUUUUACAACUCGGCGAAGCAACCCCGCAGCGAGGGCCCCACCCUGUUUUAUCCACUCAAUUUCUCGUCCCUUCUCUUUCUUCCAAUAUCUCCGUCAUUCUAUUUUCCAUUUUUAUUUUAAUACGAGUUAGUUCCUCCUUUCUUUUCUUCCGUCUCUGUCCUCCAGCUCCCUCUCUCUCUCUCUCUCUUCUUCUGUUCAAGAUUUUCUAAAACAGUAAAAAUCUAGACCGGGAACCAAGCCUCUUCUCCCUCUCUGCUACUUUGCCGCUCUCCACGUUCCCGCUGCAAAAAAGAAAUUUACCCCCUACUACCACCACCACCAUCACAAUCUCCCUUUUUAACCAAGAAAAAACAAAAACCCUAACCCUAUCUCCAAUUAAAUUCACCCCCCCUUCGCCUUCUUUCCUAAUCCCAUCCAACUUCCUUUCAUUUCUUUUUAACAAAAUUGAUUGAUUCUAUCUUCUUCUUCUUCUUGAUUCGGAGAAUUUGUUGUAGAUUUCACGGACCUCUCAGAUCAACCCAGAUCUGGAUUCCGACUAUGUGAACGACCCUUCCUCCUCUCUCACUGUUACUCUCUGUGUUCUUGAAUCUGAUACUCAAUCCCCCACUUCCCAGUUACCUGAUUGGAAUUCGUAUCGAGGUAGGUUGGUUGCCUUUAGAGCUUUUCUUGUUUUUUUAUUUUAAUUAAUACCUUUUCUUGGCAGUUUUAGUUCCGUGUUACUAUUUUUUGAAUUUUUGUUGGAGCGGUUUUAGCGGUUUCCCCCCUCAUCCUUUUACCAGUCUCAAAACGGUAUUGAUGAUUUUUUUUUUGUCUUCUGGGAAUUGCGCUAAUUCUUAAUUCUGUGAAUUUGAUGCAGCAACAUGCAUUGCUUUAAUCACCUGCUUCUGUGAUUUGAGUGCUGGCAAGUGUGGUUCAGUUCACAAUGGGGGAAAUUGCAGCUUGUCAGGAGGAGGUCACUGUCGAUGGGGUUACGGACGAUAAGAAGAAUGGUUCUGAAACAAUUCCAUUGAGCCGCGAUGGAGAUGGGGAUACCCCGGAGCCUAAAGAUUCGAAACUGGGGUUGCCUCCCGUUAAGGAGCAGCAGGGGAAAGAAGCUUCCCACGAGGACAUGACGUCUGAGGUUUACAACCCAGUAAUUUCCCCGAGGGAGAAUAAUGCCGCCGCCUCUGGUGGCUGCUUGGGCACUGCCAGCCCGAGGACUGAAGUUGUGGCGAGGACUAAUAAUGAAGUGGGUUCGAGCGAAGUGACGUCACAUUCUUCUGGUUCUUCCAGCCCAGCCGAGACCUUGAGCGAAGAUGGGGAACCCAGCAGCGGAAACAAAACCAACAAUUCGGCCAAUGAUUCCUUCAGUCCAUUCUCCACGACCCAUGUGGUGUUGGAGAUUCCCAAGGAUGCUAGCAGUUCCUCGGGGAUUAGGAAGAUUACUUUUAAGUUCAGCAAAAGGAAAGAGGAUUAUGAUACUGCUCCCGCGGCUCCUACCUCGGUCGAGCACAUGAAUGACGACAAUGUUCACGAAUCAUCAUAUGGCUACGAGAAAUAUGGUAGGGGGUACUCUGGAUGGACUGAUUCCGAUGUCUAUAUGACUGAAACGCAAGAUGCUUACUCGUUUAUGCCCACUAUGGAAACUACCCUGUCUAAGAAGCUUUUAGCCAACUAUCCAACGAAUGUGAAGAAAUUGCUCGCCAUUGGGAUCCUUGAUGGUGCUCGGGUCAGAUAUAUAUCUUUUGCUCCAGAGCGAGAGUUAGAGGGGGUCAUAGCAGGUGGCGGAUAUCUAUGUGGCUGUUCUGUCUGCAGUUUCUCCAAGGUUCUCAGUGCAUACGAGUUUGAGCAGCAUGCUGGUGUUAAGACCAGGCAUCCAAACAGCCACAUAUAUUUAGACAACGGCAAGCCAAUCAGUAGUGUCGUUCACGAGAUAAAAACUGCUCCAUUGAAUGAAGUUGAGGAAGUGAUAAGGGAUGCGGUUGGUUCCUCCCUCAACGAAGAGUUCUUCCAGAACUGGAUAGCUGGGUUUCAGCAGAGCUAUGGCAUGGUUGAAGAAGAUACCUACUUUGUCAAAAAGCCUAGUUAUUUACUUCAGUCUGAUGUCAGCUGCUCUAGUCAUGCUUUUGAAGAAAGUUACUGGAGUGGGUAUGGUUCUUAUGUAGAUAACAGGUCAAUCAGCCAGCAGCCGUACAUGGAGACUACAUCUGGGAAAAAACGUUCGAUGAAGCGAGCUCGUGACCAUGCUUCUGGCUCUGUUCGGAAAAAUAAUUCAAAAAGAAGAAGGGACAAUGAUCUUCAUCGGUUACUUUUCAUGCCAAAUGGUCUCCCUGAUGGUGCUGAAUUAGCUUACUUUGUUAAAGGACAGGAAAUGCUGAGUGGCUACAAGUUGGGCAACGGUAUAUUUUGCAACUGCUGUAAGAAAGAGAUCAGUCCUUCACAGUUUGAAGCCCAUGCUGGAAUGGCUGCAAGGCGUCAACCAUAUCGUCACAUCUAUACUUCUAAUGGAGUGAGCCUCCAUGAUAUAGCCAUUUCAUUGGCAAAUGGGCAAAAUCUUGUUACUGGUGUCAGUGAUGAUAUGUGUGCAAAAUGUGGAGAUGGAGGGGAUCUUGUUUAUUGUGAUAAUUGCCCUCAGGCUUUCCAUCGAGCAUGUAUAGAGCAACAGUAUAUUCCAGAAGGUCCUUGGCAUUGUCCAGACUGCAAGGAAGUUGGUCCUGAAGAAAAUUUUGCUAGAGCUAAUGUCAUCCGGUUGAAGCGAGUUGUUCAAACACCAGAAUAUGAUGUUGGUGGUUGUGUUGUUUGCAGGGCUCGUGAUUUUAUUUCUGGUACUUUUGAUGACCGCACAGUUAUCUUCUGUGAUCAGUGCGAGAGGGAAUUCCACGUUGGUUGCUUGAGGGAGCGUGGUCUGUGUGAUUUAAAAGAAAUACCGGAAGGAAAAUGGUUUUGCUGUAAUGAAUGUUAUCGGAUCUAUGUCGCUCUGCAGAAGUCUAUUUCUAGUGGGGUGCAGACAGUAUCUGAUUCUCAGCUGGACAUCAUCUGUCGAAAGCACUCAGAGAGAGGAUUAAACAUUGAUAGAGCUAAUGUCCAAUGGCAUAUUCUGAUGGGAAAAGAACGCCGUGAAGAAGAUCUUCCCUUCCUUUCGAAAGCUACAUCAAUUUUUCGGGAGUGUUUUGAUCCCAUCAAAGCUAGAAAAGGUCGUGAUCUGAUUCCUCUUAUGGUGUAUGGGAGGAACAUAUCUGGACAAGAGUUCCAGGGGAUGUAUUGCGUGGUUCUGACUGUGAAGAAUGUUGUGGUAUCUGCUGGGCUUCUUAGAUUUUUCGGCAGUGAGGUUGCGGAACUUCCCCUAGUGGCGACCAGUCGAAAGCAUCAGGGGAAAGGUUACUUCCAAGCUCUCUUUUCAUGCGUGGAGAGAUUUCUGAGCUCAUUGAAAGUGGAGAGCCUGGUGCUUCCCGCUGCUGUGGAAGCCGAAUCGAUCUGGACUAAAAGAUUUGGCUUCGAAAGGAUGAGCGAUGAAAAUUGGACAAAGUACUCGAAGGAAUUCCAGCUGACGAUGUUCGGCGGUACAUCGAUGCUGGAGAAGAAGGUGCCAGUGGAAAUCGACUGAACAAAGACUGGUGCGUGCGCUUCAAACUUUCCAAUAACUCCAAGACUGGGCAAGGAUGAGGGGGAAAAAAGGGAAGAAGUAGAAAGGUUGUCUCAGAGAUUUAGAUAGUAGGGCUCUUUAACCAUGCGGGGUUUUGGGGAAAUAUGCUUCUGCUGCAUCAUUUAUUGUUAGAUGGUUUCCUUCCUGCUCCGGCAGCAGUAAGACUAAGGUGUUCUUUUUGGCUGAAAUAUUUCUUGGUAGCAGCUGAAUUUGAUAGCUGCAAAAGGGGUAUUAGGGAGGGUAAAAAAAUUAGGGCGGAAUUUCGUAGGUAGGCAGUCGGCAGGGUUUUCGGUCUUUCUCUAUUUUGAUAAAAAAAAUUAAAAAAUGCAUGCGUGUGAAGCCGUCUGUACUGUAGUUCUCAUACUGACAUAUCGUGCACAGGGGAAAAGGGCACUCUUCUUUUUAUUAUCGGUACCCUUUUUCUAUAUGAAUACCAGAAACAGUCCAGAACUUUGUGGAGCAUAGAUUCUUUCUUUCUGUUUUCUUUAAGGGGCGUACUAUUUGUAGCCCUAAAUUGUCUUUAUUUGUAGUCCUAAAUUAUAAAAAGUACAAUAAUACCCAUCACAUUUAAAUACAUUUAGUUCACACAUUCCAAGACCAAAAUAUUCAAACACUUUCUCCAGACACAAUCCUACAAUACUCGCCGCCGGCGACAGCUACCUCCCGCCGGAGACCGCCACCUCCCGCCAACGACGACAGAAGGUAAUGUUUGUUCGUCGUUUGACUGCCAUUUGACCGCCGCCGGCGAGGGCGACGUCCUGCCGAGGCGUCGUCGGCGACGAACAAACGUCCUGAUCCAUCUCCGGCGCCAUCUACUGCUUUGCCGGCGGCGGCGUUGACCGGGUUAGGUCAGGUAGGGUUCCCGUGGGCAGGGGCGGAGGGAGAGGGAUAGAGGGUGGGUCCCGGGACCCACCCUGACUCGGGAGGAAUAAUGGUAAAUUCGGUAUAAUAGUUAAUCGUUUAGGAAAAUUUUUAUGUAUGUUUCAAAGUUGUGCAUUGACAUAUUUUUUUGUUAUAACAAACUAUAUACAAUGAAAUGGUGCAUAUGAUCCGCUUAAUUUGUAAACAUAAUUUUAUGUCAAUCAGGGGUAGGGAGAGUAACGGGUGGCUUUUAGUGAUGAAAAUGAGUAAAUUAGUACAAUAGUUAAUUGAGUAUGGAAUUUAGGGCACUUCUAAUUGAGAAUAGUUGACCAAGAGACCAUGUAUUCGAAUCUUGGGAACUCCAUUUGUUAAGCACAUUAUAUUCGAAUUGGCUAAAACUUUAAGCACGUAUAAGUUGGUUUUCGAGUGGGGAAGUGUUAGUAAAUACUAAAUAGUAUAAGAUCCAUUAUUAAACCUUUCGCAACCACUCGACUUAUUGAUACUAAAUGGUAUUGACAAAGAACAUCAUUCAUAAACAAAUGUCUAAGUAAAUCAUGAAUAACUGCUUGAUAUAUUUAGAGCGAUAUUUUUUACAAUUUCGACAAAUAUUUAAUUUACCAAGUUUUUUAAAAUAAAAAUUAUAUCAUGAAUGAUUUAGAAAGCUAAUAAAAUUAUUUUAUCGGA